Molecule: messenger RNA, 3027 nt
Organism: Mollisia scopiformis
Lineage: Eukaryota; Fungi; Ascomycota; Leotiomycetes; Helotiales; Mollisiaceae
Exons: 3
Coding region: 367-2769 (800 amino acids)
Source: RefSeq, a predicted model, not a curated record
AUUAUAAGAAAUCGAACAAUUCCUCCCCCCCAUCAACUUUCAUCUUGCUCUCCUUCUCCUGAAUUCAUGAUUUCGAUUUCUCGAUUUGAGAUCUCCAGCUAUCGUUAAGCUUAUUACUCAGGAUUGGCUUCCGAUUGAGACCUGAUUGGUGUUACUGCACGCCGAGGGCUUUUCGCUUGUCAGGACGAUCCCCUAAAGCACUAAAAGCGCCCCAACACUCACUGGCAGCUCCCUUCUGACGUCGCAUACUGUCGAUCAACAAUUCUCUCGCUGAGAAAAAUUGGUGACGGCACACAGUAGGAGAGGGAAAAUAUAUCCGACUUAGCAUUGAUCAGGAUGAACAUUAGUCUGAACAUGGCUUUAACAAUGGCUGGCACCCCUCCAAAAACCCCCACCAGAACUUCCUCGCUUGCUUCAACUGGCAAAGCUAUCUCAAGACCAGCUUCGACAAACUCGAAUUUCACGUUGUACAAGGGCUUCUCGGAAAGACCUUUGGGGUGGAAACACAGACGGUCAUCAAAGCUUCCUACUCUAGGGUCGACAGCUAGCGAUAUGAGUGUAAGAAGAUGGGAUGGAGCUGCGCGCAGCUCAACAGAAUGGGAUGGUCUGAGAAGAGAUCCCGAAUUAUGGUUUCCAAAUGGAAAUUGUCUGGUUCACUUAUAUGAACGAGGACAGUCAAGGAGAGGUCCUGCUUUCAAACUACCAAUGGAUGCGUUGAUUGCAACAAACUGCUACCCAUUAAUCAAGAGGUUCUUGGUUGAGGAUCCGGCCGAGUCUCCUGUUUCCCAAUCCAGCUCCGAGGAUGGAUAUUUCUACGACAAGAAGAAAACAUAUGAGCUCUACAUACCAGCGCCACUAAACGCAGAGCGAGGCGAAGCAUUUCUUUACCAUACCGCAACACGAAAUCUUUUGGCGUGGGUCUUCGGAAAGUCACUGGUUGGCAACCAUCUUGGGGGCGCUUUGGUGGGUCUCCUAAACAGUAUGGUGGAGUUUAGGUCGCUGGGCGAGGACAACAUUGAGGCGAUUAUGGAUUAUAUGGAUGAGGAGGGAUAUGCGGAUAUGAGGAACAGCCCCGAUCACGCUCUCGCUAUUCUAUUCUUCGCGGAGCAUUUCCAUUUCAAGGACCUGUGGAUCGAUGCUUUUGCUCACUGCUCUGGCAUGAAUGAAAGAUUGCCUGCUAGUGCUGGAUUUGAUUUCAUGAGCAGAACAUCACGCGCGCUCGUGACUCGAUCUCGAUUCGAAAUGAACAUGCGACUCGAUUCUUGCGGCAGAAGGCUCAGUGCCUUCCUCUCGGAUGACCUGUCUGAUGCGCAUCUCGGUCUUUCCAGCGGUGCACGAUCUCACCUCGACAAGUUCCGCUCCUUUCUCCAGUCAUAUUAUGUUGCUAAGCUUGGGUACUAUCCUCCAGCUUCUGCCGAAGCUGGCUCGGCAGCUUUCCCGAAGCCUAUCUACAGCCAGAUGUGUACCGAGUUCCAGAAACUUUACGACUUUCUGGUGGAUCCUAGUUGCACAGCUGAGGAUACCAGCCCUCCCAUCUCACAACAAGGCGGUAUUUGCGUUUGGCAAAACGUGCAAGCUUUUGAUCUACGACACAAAUAUCUUCCAUUGAUGCAUCCACUUCCUCUCCUGCCAGAGGUAGAGGAGGCAGCUUCUCCGAGGUCUGCUUUGAACAGGCGAUUUAGCUUCGCACCAAAAGCGGACAAGAUGAAGCCUGAUCCUCGUUUAGUUACUUUCUCGUCACUGUCUAAGGCGACGAAUCGCAGCAACCAGUCACUUCUAGAGUGCUCGCUUGUUAGAGCUUACCGAGGCUUCGAGAAGGACUGUAUUUUCUCGCCCAGCAAAGCAGAUAAGCACGACAAGCUCUCAUUCACCGAUGCCAGAAAAGUCCGUUGGAUCUUGGUAUAUGCCAUCUUGCAGACACUCCUCUCAGCAACCAGAGUGCCAGAGCAAGUCCGAGAUACCCAGAAUGUCCCAUAUAGCCUCAGUGUCAUUGUGGCCGGAUGUCCACCAUGGAAGGGAGAGCGGCCAUACGAAACGUUGAUCCGCACGCAAACAGAUCAAACGAAGGAAGACUUUAAAUUUGCCCAAGAGAAGCCAAUUGCACAAACCGCCCCCGUCACGCCCCUUGAGAUCAAGCCAGAUAUCGACUAUUUCGCGCAACACCACAAGGCAGAUCAUGUUCGCAAGGGCAGUGAUGGAUCCAUCAGCACCGGCGGAACAAACAGCUCGAAGAAGAGCUCAGUCAGAAGAGCGCUCAGCACACUCGGCAACAUGCCUGAACUCCGCCAUCCUCGACCUCAACGAGCCUCGUACCAUGAGAUCCUUGUCCACGGCUACGGUAACGGCACGAACGAAGUCAGCAUCACCGCCGAACCAAUAUCUGCAGACGAUAAUUCGUCUCGCCGAAAGAACUCCUCGGAUUCAGGCACGUCUUCUGUUGAGGACCUUUCAUCGAGAUGGUCGAACACAGAUGCUGCUGACAGUCCUACAACUUCUUUGUCGUCGAGUCGACGAGGAUCAGAUGCUUCCGUCAAGGAUUUCCUUGAAAGUUACAACAGGCCGAUGACUGCACCAGCUCAUCUCAGGAUGGGGAGUAUAUCCAGCACUGCCUACUCUGCAAGCGUGUAUGAAGACUCCACUCCCGACGCUCUCUCAAUGGAGAAGCUUCAAGACGAAGUCAUGCGCGUCACCAAAGAGAUAAAAGUCGAAUGGGAAGAGAAAAGUGGAGGACCAGCCAACGAUGAAUUGUUGGCGUAUUUGAAAGCUUGAACGAUAAAAUUGGAGGAACACAGAACAAAUCGAACAUUUCUUUUGUUGGAAUAGGAUGGAUGGAGUUUAAGCGGAUUUUUUUUUUUUCGAAAACUGGAGCAAACUACUUUGCGGAUACCCUACGCUCCCUUAUAUUUUUAUUGGACUACCUACCCUGGAUGGGUUUCAGAUUGGAUUAGUGGCUGGCGGAAUAUUGUAUAAUCUCUAAAGCUUAAUGUAUUAGUAUAAGGAUAGUUUCAGAAUGGAGAAUGAUCUUCA